UUUGAUACUAUGUAUUAGGAUUAGAAUUGUGAUUUUUAUUUCAAACGCCUCAUAUCUAAAACCGGAAAAGGAAAAUCACAGAGUAAUAGGUUGGGUUUUGUUUGAAUUUUAGGCGCCACUCCAACCCAAGUCCAAUCAGCGGAGACUAACGUCAUCAGGGGGAAGGUUGCACUUGUAGGAUAUAAAAACCUAUGUCCGCCCCAACUUUAUACAUUCUGAACAUUAGACAACUGCGAAAUGGCUAGAACUAAGCAAACCGCUCGUAAAUCUACCGGAGGUAAGGCUCCAAGGAAGCAACUUGCUACCAAGGCUGCACGUAAAAGCGCACCGGCUACUGGUGGCGUGAAGAAGCCUCAUCGUUACAGGCCCGGCACUGUGGCCCUGAGGGAAAUCCGUCGCUACCAAAAGUCUACUGAGCUGUUGAUCCGCAAGUUGCCUUUCCAGCGUCUGGUCAGGGAAAUUGCCCAAGACUUCAAGACAGACCUGCGCUUCCAGAGCUCUGCUGUCAUGGCUCUUCAAGAGGCUAGUGAGGCUUAUCUGGUUGGUCUAUUUGAGGACACCAACCUAAGACAACCAGAAAUAAUGUCCGGUAGAGGAAAAGGAGGCAAGGGACUCGGUAAGGGAGGCGCUAAGCGUCAUCGCAAGGUUCUUCGUGAUAACAUCCAGGGUAUCACAAAGCCCGCUAUCCGUCGUCUGGCUCGUCGUGGUGGUGUGAAGCGUAUCUCUGGCCUCAUCUACGAGGAGACUCGUGGUGUGCUGAAGGUUUUCCUUGAGAAUGUGAUCCGUGAUGCUGUCACCUACACCGAGCACGCCAAGAGAAAGACCGUGACCGCCAUGGAUGUUGUUUAUGCUCUGAAGCGCCAGGGCCGCACUCUGUACGGCUUCGGCGGUUAAAGAUUUGAUCACACAUUUAAACGGACCCCAAAGGCUCUUUUAAGAGCCACCCAAUUGCCUUACAAAGCCUCUAUCUCAACAUUUAUGUUUUCAUGACGCCAACCCGUACUAUAAAAAGUGUUACCAAUCAUUUAAGAUUCCCUAGUAACCCAUAAUUUCAAUUUUAUCAUAUCAGUUCACAUACAGAUGCCAAGGUCAUGAUCAGAAUAUUUGUUUAAUAUUUCAGCAGGGUGUGAUUCAACAGCAUUUCAGGUUUAUUAAAAACAGCAAUGUGCCAUCUAACGUUAGAUUAGACCUACAUGUUGAUUAGAUCAGGUAAUACAUUUCUGUGCCAAAGCU
Molecule: messenger RNA, 1233 nt
Organism: Clupea harengus (Atlantic herring)
Lineage: Eukaryota; Metazoa; Chordata; Actinopteri; Clupeiformes; Clupeidae
Product: histone H3
Cellular component (GO): nucleosome
Molecular function (GO): structural constituent of chromatin; DNA binding; protein heterodimerization activity
Source: RefSeq, a predicted model, not a curated record